Anopheles funestus (African malaria mosquito) is the source of this 4932-nucleotide messenger RNA. Its product is annotated as angiotensin-converting enzyme-like. Gene Ontology annotation, biological process: proteolysis. The transcript has 4 exons. Bases 796 to 4479 code for a protein of 1227 amino acids. NCBI's taxonomy places the organism in Eukaryota, Metazoa, Arthropoda, Insecta, Diptera, Culicidae. Gene Ontology annotation, molecular function: metallopeptidase activity; peptidyl-dipeptidase activity. The record is from RefSeq and is a predicted model, not a curated record. Gene Ontology annotation, cellular component: plasma membrane.
UUGCCCAUCGGAAUCCGGGCACGGUGAAGCUUUCGAUGGGCAAUGCAAUGCAUGCAACCGAUUUCCAUGCGAUUAGUGACGGUACCUCGUAGAGUACGUUUCAAGUGGCCGGCCUAGUUCGAGUAGUGGUAUUAGCGCGGUCAAGAUAACAUAUCUCGAUAAGUGAAGCGUAUUACUAAAAAAGGGAAGGAGUGAUAAGCCCGGUAAAAAGGCGUGCGUGUGCAUACGGUAGUGCUGAACCAACUUGAGAGUGUGCGUGUAACAGCACUGAGCGGGAGCGAAUAAUCCUCGCCGAUCGUUUCAAGUACCAACUUAGCCGUUUGGAUUCGCUCGUCCGAGUGGCAAGCAAAAAAAACACACACAAACUGAUCAAACGGCGUUCGUACGAACGGGCAACAACAACAUAUUAGGUACAACGCAUGGAAAGUUCUCCGACAGUUGAUCGAGCAAAGUUGAGCCGAGAGGAGCGCAAAGCCAAGAGACUCCAUAAGUUUAGGUGCGAAUAAAUUCCGCGGUCAGUUCCUGGCGGUCGAAAUAACUAUCACUUACGGGCGUUGCCUUUUGCUACAGGUGCAUGGAGGUGAAGUGCGGCACAACCGGCGAAAUAAUAUGUGAUUUUAAUACCGAAUAGUGAUAGUUACUGUGCCGCCAUUGGUGUAACCAUUACACAAUAGCAAGUUGCCAGUGUGUCGAAAACAUUCGCAUUCCGACGAUCGGUGGUUAGGCAGCGCAGGGCGCAUUGCGAUCCAUUGUUCAAUUGUACCGUAUAGGGGUAGGCAACCACCUUACCGGAAAAUGAAGGUAUUUGCCUACCUUCUUUUUCUGUGCGGCUGGUCUGUGGGGACAUCCCUGUCUCUACCACAAACGGUAGUGAAGCGCGAUGACUUAACCGAAGAGCAGAUGGCAACCACCUUGGAGCAGUACGAUCAGGACGUUCGAUAUCAUUGCAAUAGCAAUGCUAUAGCAAAUUGGAAUGUGGCCACCGAUACGGAAAAUGUGUACUAUCAGGAAAUACAGAAUAACGUGUCACUGGCGUAUGCAAAGUUUCGAAAUGAAUACUACGAGCAGUAUUUUAAAAAUGCCAAUGUGGAGAACUAUCAGAACGAAAAGAUUCGGAAACAGUUGAGACUGUUGAAGGACCUUGGUACAGCCGCUCUUCCGGCCGAAAAAUUGGCCUCGUUAAAUGGUGUGCUGCGCAAAAUGGAUACGGCCUAUCAGCUUGCUGAGGUGUGUCCGUACACGAACCAGCAAUGUGGUCCCACCGAUCCGAAAUGGACACUGGACCCCGAGCUAGAGAAGGUUUUGGCCGAGUCAAGCGAUUACGAUGAGCUGGAGUACGUGUGGCGCCGUUGGCGCGAAGAGUCUGGCAAAAAGAUGCGUUCCGAUUACAAGGACUAUGUGCAACUGGUGAAUGAAGCAGCCCGACUGAACGGAUACGAGGAUUACGGUGACUUGUGGCGUUCGAAAUACGACGACGCGAAUCUUCGUGAAACACUCGAACGGCUCUGGAGCGAGGUGGAGCCACUUUAUGAUGAAUUGCAUAGCUACGUACGGUACCGGCUGUUGGGGUUGUAUGGCGAUCGAAUGGAUAAGGGAAACCCGAUGAUCCCAGCCCAUCUUCUGGGCAACAUGUGGGCUCAAUCGUGGGCCAAUAUGUACGAUCGGUUAAAACCGUUUCCGAAUGCAAGUUUGGUUGAUGUGACGGCAAAAAUGAAGGAACUGAGUUACAAUGCGACCAAGAUGUUUGAGAUGUCGGACGAAUUUUAUCAGAGUCUCGGUUUGCCUAGCAGCGCGAUGAGCUACGGACCAAAGGCGGUAAUAGAAAAACCACCGCAGAAGAUCGUUUGUCAUGCAUCGGCGUGGGAUUUUUGCGACGGGGAAGAUUUCCGUAUAAAAAUGUGCACGAACGUCAAUAUGGAGGACUUUGUGACCGUUCACCACGAGAUGGGACACAUCAUGUACUAUAUACUGUACAAGGAUCAACCGUAUCUGUUUCGUACUGGUGCCACGCCUGCCUUUCACGAAGCAGUGGGCGAUACCAUUGCCCUGUCCGUGGCCACACCGAAUCACCUGCGCAAGGUAGGCUUGCUGGAUGAGUACGAAGAUAGUGAAGCGGACAACGUAAAUGCACUGUUCGAGAUGGCGCUGGAGCGGGUGGCUUUUCUGCCGUUCGGAUUUUUGAUCGAUAUGUGGCGCUGGGAUGUAUUCAGCGGUGCUGUGAAUGAGACCGAAUGGAACGCACACUGGUGGAAAUUGCGCGAGAAGUACCAAAAGGUGUAUGCACCGGUUAUGCGGUCCGAAGAAGAUUUCGACCCUGGCGCAAAGUAUCACAUUCCGGCCAGCUCACAAUACAUUGCCUACUUUUUGGCGCACAUUCUAGAGUUUCAGUUCUACCGAGCCCUGUGUAUCGAAGCGGGCCAGUAUGACCCCGUGCAAAAAUCCGGCCAACCGCUUCAUAAAUGUGAUUUUUACAACAGCAAAGCGGCCGGCGAUAAGCUGCGAGAAGGGCUUUCUCUUGGGUAUAGUGAAGAUUGGCAGGAUGCGCUUGAGAAGCUUACUGGAGAGCAAGAGAUUAGUGGCAAAGCGUUGUUAGAAUACUUCGAGCCUCUGUAUCAGUUUCUCAAGGAGGAAAAUCGCAAAUUUAAGGUGGCCGAAAUGAAGGACAUUGUUGAGCGAUACAGUGAGCAAUACUCGUUGGCUUGCAAUAGGCAAGUAAAGGCACAGUUUGCUACACAGGUUGACGUAGGCAAUCCACAGCUUCAGCAGCAUCUGACGGAAGUUUUGGCCGAAAACACGAAAUUUGUUCUAGACAACUACAAUCGCUACUUUGCUGAUGUUAAUCCGCAGGAGUUUCCAGACCCUUUGGUUAGCCGACAGGUACAAUUUUUGUCUCAAAUAUCAAUCAACAAACUACCCGUGCAGGAUCUUGCUAAGCUGCAAAAUGCUCUGGGCAGAAUGCAAAACACUUACAGUAGUGCUACGAUCUGCCCGUACAGUGAUCAGCAGUGUACCGAUGGAAAAGUAUCGCUGGAUCCCGAAUUGUACGAAGUAAUGGCCAAGUCUGAGAACUACGAUGAGUUGGAAUAUGUGUGGCGGGAAUGGCGAAGCAGUACAGGUCGCAAAAUGAAGCGCGACUAUAUGGAUUAUGUGGAGCUAAUGAAUCGGGCUGCUCACCUUGGAGGAUAUGAAGAUAUGGGUGCACUAUGGAGAUCCUCAUUCGAGCAGGAAAACUUUGUCGAAGGCAUGAAGCGGCUUUGGGAUGAACUGAAGCCAUUUUACUCCGAGCUACAUAAGUACGUGCGCCGUAAAUUGAAAGCGAUUUACGGCGACCGAAUGAAAAAUGACAAUGACAACAUUCCGGCCCAUCUACUCGGUAACAUGUGGGGUCAGUCGUGGGUUAACCUGUACGAUCGCACCAAACCGUUCGCCGAUACGAUUGAUUUGGACAUAACAGAAGCGCUGAAAGCGAAGAACUACACCACUCGGCGGUUGUUUGAAAUUGCGAACGAGUUUUAUGUGGGACUCGGUCUGCCCGAUAACAGCAUGAGCUAUGACACUGAUCGCGGAGCAAUGAUAGAGAAGCCCACGGAUGGGCGUGUAGUGACGUGCCAUGCGUCCGCGUGGGACUUUUGCGAUCGGCAGGAUUUCCGUAUCAAAAUGUGCACGCGCAUGAAUAUGGAAGACUUUGUGACGAUUCACCAUGAGAUGGGUCACAUUAACUAUUACAUUCUGUACAAGGACCAACCCGUGACGUUGCGCAGUGGUGCCAAUCCGGGCUUCCAUGAGGCUGUCGGAGACACGAUCUCUCUAUCCGUGGCUACACCGAAGCACUUUGAAAAGAUCGGCUUGCUGCAGGGUUACAAAGAUACGUACGAGGAGAACAUUAACGCACUCUAUCAAAAGGCGCUGGAUCGUGUAGCAUUCCUUCCGUUUGGGCUGCUGAUCGAUAUGUGGCGUUGGGAGAUUUUCGCAGGCGAUCUGGAGUACUCACGGUGGAACGAACGAUGGUGGGAGCUUCGGGAAGAGUAUCAGAAGAUUUCACCUCCAAUCGUGCGCGACAGCGAUGAUUUCGAUCCGGGCGCGAAGUAUCACAUUCCUUACGACAGUCAGUACGUGUCGUAUUUCAUAGCGCACAUCCUAGAUCUACAGCUACAUAAGGCGCUCUGUACGGCGGCGGACCAGUAUGACCCGAAUGAUCCAUCCAAACCAUUGCAUAAAUGUGACAUUGAUGGAUCACGUGCUGCUGGUGAUUUACUCCGCGCGGGACUUUCGCUUGGCCGAUCGGUGCAUUGGUCGGAUGCAUUAAAAGCCAUGACGGGUGAAACGGAACUGCGGACGGAUGCGCUGCUUGAAUACUACAAACCAUUGUAUGAGUUUUUGAAGGAAGAAAAUGCCAAAGCAGGAAGCGCACGUUUGGCAUCUGUAUCGAUCAACCUCAUCCUGGCGGCAUGCGUGCUGUUUCUAGUGAAAUGGAAUUAGCAUGGUUAAUUUUUUGUUAAAACAUGAUAUAUGUUGCUCCUCACGUUGCUGAAGUUUAUUGUGGCAGUGUUGUUUUUUUUUUAAUUUUUCAUCUUACUAGUUACUAAUUAUGAAAGGGAAGUUCACCGGUAAAAUAUACUUUCUUAUCGCGGGUGCGAUAAGUCUCGGUGCCAACGUCCGCGAAAGGCGCGACGCAAAAAUACGUUGAAGUGAUCGUGUAUUGUGCUGGUCAGUGAACGCCAAUUGAUAGUUAACGAUGUUAAAUUACUGGAAACAGUAUGGUGGGGAGGAGUUUAUUUGCACUCGUGCGGAACAUUGUUGUUGUUACGCUUGCAGAAAGUUGGAAGAGACGCACGGUGAAAAAUUUGUACCAACGAAAGAAUAUCGCUUAAAUGGACUGAUAUGAAUGAAUGAAUAAAACGUGUAAAACUGAAAGUGUCUAAAGAAUGGAAA